AUGAAAUUAGAAACCGAGAUUAAAUUAGCUGAACAAGAAGUCAAAAGUUUACUCAUCGCCCUUGAAACUAUCAACUUAGGAAAUGUGGAGUUACAAAAAGAAAUAUUGUUAGCUAAGGAGAGAAACAUCGCCACGUCUGAAAGAGUUAACAACGGUAUUAAUAAAUAUGAACAACUUUGGUUAACAUCUAAAAAACGAUACGAAAGUAUUCCAUUCAUUCAAAAGUGUCUUCAAAUUAUUAAUAAAAAAGAUACAUUACAAGACAAUAUAAAUAAAUUGAUUAAAGAAAAACAAAAAUUACUUCACGAUGUAGUUAUAAAGCAACGAGAUUUGUUGAAUUUAGAUAGAAAAAAUAUAAUAGAAAUGGCGAAGUAUAUGGUUCAUGAAAGACCACUUACGCUAAAACAAAUAAAGAAUAAACAAAAUGAAGUUAGUGAAUUGCUAAAAGAAAUUAAAGUUUUAUCAAAUCCUAAUGAAAAUAUAAACUUAUUAAAAACAGACUUGAAAAUUGAUUCAAACGCCGCUUCUAAAAUUUUAAACCCUCCUAUAGAAGAUAAUUGGCUUAAUAUAUCUGAGAAUGGUGAUAAUGAAGUAAUAACGAUAAAGAAAGUUGAUUAUCAAAAACUAUCUAUAAAGAGAGUAGACUCGGAGCCUUUAGUUGAUCAAACUAAGAGAAUUAAAACGGAUGAAAUUGUUAAAGAUCUUUACAUUUCGACGUAUUUUCAAAAACGCGAAGAUUCUGUUGAUUUAAAAUCAAAUUAUUCGGACAAGAAAUUGAUUCAUGUAUUGGAAGAUAUAAAAUUAGAUAAAGCUGAAGCUUUGGAGAUUGUUUCUAAAGUGAAGUGCAGUGUGCUUCAAAACGUUGAGACUAUAGAAGCUGCACAAAGAGAGAAAAUCAAUUCAUCUCAGGAAACAGUUAACAAUAAGUCGGUAGAUAAUAUGGAAGAAAUCGUAGAAAUAGACUUGACCAACAAGGAAUCCUUAGAUGUAUUGAUGCCGCCCACACAAUUUCUGGAUCUAACUCAGGAAGAAUUUAUUAAAAGUUCCCAAGGCCAAGUGGAAACAGAAAAGAACAAUACUAAGGAAACUACCAACAACAAAAGUUGUUCUCAAGAGAAGAGAGUCACCUUCACCGGAAUCGUGUCUGUUACAAAUUCUGAAACAAUCGACUUACAAAAGUCUCCUGAAAGUGUAAACCAGCUAGACAUUAGUACGACUAGUGAUGAUAGUUACAAAAAAAUUAAAGAAAUCAUAUUCAAAAAACACAAUUUGGAUUUAUCACCGGAAUUUACAUAUUCUAAGAUUCCUGCCACAUCAAUGAGACCUGAAACUAAUGCUGUUACUUCAAAAUUUUUUGAUACAAAAAUAAAUAAUGACGAAAAUAAAGUUGAAUUGAUGGAAGUGGAUAACAGCCCGACUGGCGAAAUCGAAAGCAAUCAAUGUGUGGAAGAUAAAAUAAAUGAAAAUGUAGUUUCUGAAAGUAACGAAGAGACCAAGAAUGAUCCACAAAAGGGAACAGUGGCAGGAUUUCUAUUUGCUCAUGGUCCACAAGGAAUUCCAGAUUCCUUAAAUGUGUCUGUGAGCACAUUGGAUUAUGAAGAUGCCGAUUGUGCUCCUUGUAUUGACUCAAACCUUCUUUUGUCACCAAAAGCUGAUGAACAAAUGCCAACAACUAGUGAAAAUAUAAAAGUGCUUUCACAAGAAGUUCCUAAUUUCUUGUCAGGUUUAAGGAGGACUGGCUUGUCAUUCUUUGGAAAUACAUUAUCAGAAGAUAAAUCUUCAACUUCAACUCAGAAUCAAAAUUGUAAUUUUACAUUUUCUUUUGGUGGAGAUGAUAAAAUGACCAGAGGUGGUCUAUUUAGUAUGUUUCGC
This is a messenger RNA of Brenthis ino (lesser marbled fritillary), 1872 nucleotides long. The record is from the annotation of a GenBank genome assembly. Lineage: Eukaryota; Metazoa; Arthropoda; Insecta; Lepidoptera; Nymphalidae.